UAUAUAUACUCAUGGCUGCAAGCCUUUUAGGCAUCCAAAAUCGUUCACAUCCUAAAGCAUUUUAGCUCCAAAAACAAAUAUUUACAACUCUCUUUUCUCAACUUUCUCUUCCCAAGUAUCAUCAUAUAAAACAUGGGUUUUCGUUUACUCGGUAUCAGAAAGGCAUCUUCAAAAGCUGUGGAUGUGCCAAAGGGUUACAUUGCAGUCUAUGUUGGAGAUCAAAGGAAGCGGUUUAUGAUCCCUGUAUCAUACUUGAACCAACCUUCAUUUCAAGAUCUUUUGAGUCAAGCUGAGGAAGAAUUUGGCUAUGACCAUCCAACUGGUGGUCUCACAAUUCCUUGUGGAGAAGAUGUGUUCUCAGAUAUCACUUCUCGCUUCAAUAGCUGCUAACUGCAUGAAGAUGGAACUGACUUAGAUGUAGCCAUAUACUUGACACAUUUUUGUAUCAUAGUUUCUUACCUUGAGAACAUUUCCUUCUCCACAUUUUUUGAUGUCUGAAUUUGUAAAUGAAAUUUAAUCUGAAUGAGAAAUUUUGGGAACACCAACCUCUUUCACGUUUUAUUCUCUCAUAAUGUACAUAUGAUGAAAAUAUGAUGUCUUUAAAAAUGGCAAGUGUAUGAUGCAUAAAAUAAAUCAACUAAGAACCUAAUUUCUUUAUCUGCUCUGCAACAACCAACAACAAAAAAAUGACUGAUACAAAUGAGCACUUUAUAACAAAGUGUUACCAAAUUACACCUCUUCGUUCAAGCUAUUUUCAAUUAUAACAAUUGAAGAAGCAAAGAUAUAAAAAAGUUAAUCUAUGUUUAUACAAUUGAAUUAGUUAAAAU
This is a messenger RNA of Vigna unguiculata (cowpea), 827 nucleotides long. RefSeq names its product auxin-induced protein 15A-like. The record is from RefSeq and is a predicted model, not a curated record. Gene Ontology annotation, biological process: response to auxin. Lineage: Eukaryota; Viridiplantae; Streptophyta; Magnoliopsida; Fabales; Fabaceae.